AACGGCAGACGUCGCGGGCCAGUCACACACCGCACGUCGAAGCCUUCGCGUUAGAUGACGCUCCGCCGCGGCGCCAGUUCGUCACGCUUAUCGGUAUUACCAUACGAUUGUUAGUUGUCCCGCCUCUCAGAAUCUGCGACUCUGUUUACGGAGGUCUCUUUGCUACCGGCGUUCAGGACAAACUCAGGUAUUCUUAUAAUUUCUAUUUUUUAAGCUGAGUAGUGCGUGAAAGAGCCCAUGCUUUGAACGAUACGUUUAUAAGGAUAAGCUGAAUCAGCUCGAUGCCACUACAAUGGUGCACAAGAACGUAAUUUAGUGUCCAGGUUCUGACAUACCCCACGACCUAAAGCUAGACAUGCAGCUGCGACAGUACUUUUAAAUUUACUGCAGCAUGUAACGUUACGACAGGAGAAAGUUGAGGCCUGAUGGCAGCGGAAGGUAGCUGCGACGACCGGUCAGAGGGUCACGCUGAGCCUCGCACCCCGAUGCGGCUAGUGGAUCCACAGCUUCGAGAUGCGUCUGCGACAAAGCCGACGGAUCAAGCGGCAAAUGCACCAAAACAAGACGAACACGACCUCGUGUGUGGCUUGGCUGGGUGGACUCCCAGCUGGCUCCAACGCUUCGCCACUGUCAACACAUACACCUUGUUAUGGGGGCUGCUCGGCAUGGCCGAAAUAGCAAUUAACUCCUACCUCGGCGCUAUCAUCAACACCCUCGAGAAAUCCUUCGAGCUGACCACCACCACUUCAGGUUUGAUCCUGGCGGCUUUCGAGGUGUCGAUGUUGGUGUGCACGGUAGUGCUCAACUACCUGGGCAGCCGCGGGCACAAGCCGCGCUGGGUAGCCGCGGGUGCGGCGGUGCUCGGCGUCGCCUGCUUCUCGAGACUUGUCCUCUACCUGGCGCUGGGGCCAGGCCAACGAGCACUCGCCCUCACCAGGGAGCACGGCAUGCUGGAGAACCACCUGUCUAUCAACAGCACUGCUCCCGUGUGGCAGCUGUGCGGAGCCGCAGCGCCUGCCGCCGACUGCCCGCGUGACAGCGCCGCUGACGUCACAGCAGCGUCCGCGGUGACACUCGGCACACCGACGUUGCUGCUGGUCGCUUCUCAGCUGCUGAUGGGCGCCGGGGCCUCCCUGCCGGUGUCUCUGGGACUCGCCUAUAUGGACGACAACGCGCCCAGAAACAAAGCACCGCUGCUCAUAGCGGCGUCGCAAUUCGUGCGCAUGCUGGGACCGACGGUGGGCUACCUGUUGGCGUCUUACUCGCUGAGCAGAUUCGUUGCGCCUGGACUCACGCCCCUUAUCGACGACACAGAUCCGCGCUGGAUUGGCGCCUGGUGGAUCGGAUGGGCGCCGCUGUCGGCGUUGGCUCUGCUGCUGGCCGUGCCGCUGAUGCUGUUUCCCCGCGAGAUGCCUGCCACGCGGCAACGCUCGACCAAGUCGCCACGUCGAGUCCUGGAGAGGUCACUAGCCGACUUCUGGAAGAGUACACGGCGCCUUCUAGGUAACCGCCUUAUGAUGUGCAACACCUUCAGCAGUGUACUCUUCAUGUUCGGCAUGUCAGGCAGCUGGGCGUACAUGCCCAAGUACAUGGAGACGCAUUUCCACCAAUCCGCAUCCACCUCGAGCCUCGUAAUAGGGUCUUUCGGCCUGGUGUCGACAGCGCUGGGUCUGGCCGUAUCGGGCGUCGUCAUCUGGCGGUUCCAGCCGCGCCCUCGCUCUCUCGCAGCCUGGAAUGUCGUUGUCGAACUCAUCGACGCAUUUGUGCGUCUCAGCUGGGCCUUCAUCGGAUGUGCGGAUGACUAUACAUACGGCGCCCGGACGUCAGAUGGACGCUGGAACAUGACGUCAGACUGCAACAACGCCUGCUCCUGCGGACCACACGUGACUUUCUCUCCCGUGUGUGACGAGGUCAGCGGCGACACUUUCUUCUCCCCGUGUCAUGCCGGCUGCAGCGACGGCUACGUCAUCAAUGGUACAACGAUGUUCGGCAACUGCAGCUGCUUGCCGGGAUCUGGAACAGCGACGUCAGGUCCCUGCCCGACGGACUGCGCCUCGGUCUUCAUGGCCUUCCUCGUCACUCAGAGCGUCCUCCAGUGUCUGGAGGCGAGCGGACGCGCGGGCAACGCUCUGCUGCACUUCAGGUGCGUGGACGAGAUUGACAAAGCCCAGGCAGUAGCUUUUGCUGAGGCGAUGUUGACUGGCUUGGCAUACAUUCCAGCACCAAUAAUCUAUGGAAUGAUCAUUGACUCUAGCUGCUUGGUGUGGAGUGAGACGUGCGGAUCACGCGGCAACUGCUGGCUCUACGACACGGCCCGCAUGCGUCACGCCCCAAACCUCUUGGCGGCAGGUUUCCUAUUUUCGGGCACGUUUCUGGACAUUGGCGUGUGGUACUACGCCAAGGACGUACGGAUGUACGAUGGGGAUGAGAGUGUCGCCGGUGGAGAAGACAGUGACUUGAAACUGUCUACACUUGCCGCUGCACUGUCGUGAGCACAGCCUCUCCAGACGGAUCUCACUUCCUGAAGGACUAUCGCUGUCAACGAGAGGGUGCUGAUACAAAGUCUAGGGUCUCGUCCAAAGUGGAUUCCAAAAUCCCUUCCAGACUUUGAAGAAAGGUAAUGGUGUCUUGUGAGCUGACGGUUAUCACGAAUGAAUCCUUUAACGAAAAACUUUACGUUGUGACUCCCUCAAAAGACUGAUGUUCUUCUGCCCUUGUAGUACUGGUCAUCUGGAAGGGGGCUUCAUAACUUGCUUUCCAAACAAGCACACGCGGGUUCAACGGGCGAGUGAUGCGUGUCAAGGUCCACUUCAAACAACAGUUUAGUAAAUCAGUUUAAAUUUUUACACACAUCAGUUUCCAAAAUUUUUCCAACUUAUUUCAUUAAUCUAACAAUACCAGCUAAGAGUGUCAACAGUGGCAAGAUGAUCUACUUCAUACUUGUUUCCCUGAGAGAUGGCCUGGUGGACUCACCAGCUGCAGAAAGCAUUCCAGCUGGUAAUGGUGCCCAUUCAGACUGACGACGUCUCUGUUACAAACAAAAAGUCCGGCAUCUUGUAACAGAACCGUUUAAAUUUUGAUUGUUAAAUUCUGAAAUAACCUAUCAACCUAACCUUUGACCUAUGCGACCGUUACCCGAUGGUUAAGAGAAUCAGUUCUGGCAACAGAGAUGUUACAGCCAGCUUCGGCUGCUUGAUAGUAUUACACUCAGAAAAAUAUUAGCUUUGUUAUAAUCAAGAUCACUGCAAAUCUGCGCUUUGUUAAAUAAUAUAUUUUAUUAAACACAAUGGAAGCUAACUACCACAUUCGUUUACACAUUUCAUCAUGCACACUCUGAGCGUACUUCCUGUACUUCGAAAUUUUGUCACAUGCUAUUAUACUGAUGGGUACCUUUAGACCACUCUCCCCGCUGGCUGGCGCAGUUGUCGCGAACACAUAGCAUCGGAACUUAAUACUUUUAUAUUUGCUAUUUUGUAAAACAAAGUGUUUUUUAUCAUUAACUGGUAUUAUGAUAACGAUUUACUGAGGAUCAGUCCAUAGCGAUGGCGACGUACUUAGCCGACAUGACUUCCAAUACACCACGUCCCAUUACUCCACCUCAACAACGAUUCGCCUUCUAGCGCAGUGGCACUGAUCUAGCAUUAUCGACACUCAACAAUCGAUCGUUUUCCUAUUAGUGACAUGUGUAAUUGACUCAUCUCUAGGUAAUGGAUCAUGGAUCCCUUACCUUCCCAUCCUAAAAUACUUUUUAAAAGAAAAUAGAAAAUGUUAUUAAUUAUUACAAAAAAGGAAUAUAAAUAACAUUAGUUUAAGAAUGUUUACAAUGUUUUGUGGACAAAUUCCCUCCCACUCCAGCAGUGAAGUGCUUCUACACUAAUAUAUAGAACAAAUUAUAGUACAUUUUAAUAAAAAGGAAAUCAUUUUCACAGAUGAAUUGGUUUUGUUUCUGUUUUAUACUCAGUUGUAAAGAAUCGCUUCUCUCAAAAGUUAGCGGGAGAAAAAAAAAAAAAAAAAAAAAAAA
Schistocerca gregaria is the source of this 4021-nucleotide messenger RNA. RefSeq names its product solute carrier organic anion transporter family member 74D-like. NCBI's taxonomy places the organism in Eukaryota, Metazoa, Arthropoda, Insecta, Orthoptera, Acrididae. The coding region runs from base 426 to 2492 and encodes 688 amino acids. Gene Ontology annotation, biological process: sodium-independent organic anion transport; transmembrane transport. The transcript is spliced from 14 exons. Gene Ontology annotation, cellular component: membrane. Gene Ontology annotation, molecular function: protein binding. The record is from RefSeq and is a predicted model, not a curated record.